AUGUUUACCAGUGAUUUCAUCUUCGUAAUAUUAUUAUUGUUUCCAGUUUCAACAUAUGUCACAGCUAGAAUAACAUUAAAGCCUUGUUCAGAACUGUUAAUGGGGCAAUAUUGGUGCGAAGAGCCCGAAAUUUCACCGAUUACUCAGCUUCCUGAAACCUGUGAGAAGGAUAAUUCAAUUACAGUUGUUUGUGAAGUGGCAAAUGAAAUUGAUUGUAUAGGACUGGAUAACGGCACGAGAAAAUUUCUGAAACGUGUGCAAAAUGGAUGCGCCUAUUCAGCUGACGUUGAGCACAGUACUGCGUUGCUGUUAUCAGUAUUUUUUGGUUGGUUAGGUAUCGAUCGAAUUUAUCUUGGAUAUUAUGCUAUAGGAUUUCUAAAGAUGUUCUCAUUUGGUUGCUUCACAUUAUUGUACAUUGUGGAUAUCGUAUUAAUUGCGUUGCAAUUGCUAGGACCAGCUGAUGGUUCCGCUUAUCGGAUCAAUUUCUAUGGGCCAAAAGCGACACCAGUACGAUUCUCGAACGAUACAUAUGUUUCGCUCUAUACUUGUUUCGAUUGUUCACCAUAG
Messenger RNA from Cercopithifilaria johnstoni, 567 nucleotides. NCBI's taxonomy places the organism in Eukaryota, Metazoa, Nematoda, Chromadorea, Rhabditida, Onchocercidae. The record is from the annotation of a GenBank genome assembly.